AUGGUCGGCUUCUUCUCCUUUGGGAGGAAGCGCAAGGCGCGGGACGCGCUCGAGGGCGAUCAAUCGCGCCAACGUCCCAACCCGGCGGAGAUGACGCACGAUCAGCGCAGCAGCCUUCUCUCGUCUGUUCCGGCGGCUUCAGACCUUGAUGAAGCGCAAGCGGACCACGAUCUGGCAACUGAUGCAACGCCCAAGGAUCUUCUGAGUGUGCAGCAAGAUGCUACUCCUGUUGCGAAUAUCGCCGUCGUUGCGCGUCAUGAUUCUGAAGAAGAAGAUCUCCACUGUACCUCGAGCAACGACUCCGAGCAGGACGAUCCUGGUGAGGAUUUCGAGAGUGUGCAUGAAGCAGACGCGCAAGACGACAAUCAAAGCGAUGACGAUCAAGACUAUGGAAGUCAAGAGGACGGCAGCCAAGCGCAAGACGAUGAAGAAGAUGGCUCCCAACAAGGCUACGGUAGCGAGGAGGCCAACGACGAAGAAGACCGUCGAGAAGACGWCGACAGCUCCUCGGAGUCCGAAGAAGUUUCUUCUGAAGUCUUCAACUCCAGCAUGCAGCGACCCGAGCGUAGUGCUGCCCACAAUGCAGACAUGCGCAACUGCCGCAAACGUCUCCAUCUGCUAAACCUCCCUCUGGCUAUCCGCAACGAAAUCUCCAUCGCCGUACUCGUUCACACUGCCCGACUGGCUGAUGAUACAGGGGAACUGCAACAAUUCGUUGUUGUCUCUGCCAAGGUCGGCGAUCCCGCCAGCAAGGUGCCGUUUUUGAAAGUGUGUCACCAGAUUCGCGAGGAAGCCACUCCUGUGUUCUACCUGGCGAAUCGUAUGGUCAUUGAAGUCGAGGACUGGGACGUGACGCCGUUGCUAUCGUGGUGGGCGCGCGUCGAUCGCAUUCGCCAGCAGAACUACCUCGAUCUCAAUCACUUCACUGUCCUCAAGAACGUCGUGCUAGGCGAGCUUUUCAUUCGAGCCAACUACAACCUCAACUGGGAGAACCUCCUCGAAUGGUUCCGUCUGUUCCAUCACAAACCCAUGUUCUGUUUCGAUUUUCCGGAUAUCGAGCACAGCAUCGGCGGCUCGAGGGAWCAGUUGAUGGUCGUGGUGGCAGCCUUUGAGCUUAUGAGGAAUGUUGACAGUGAGAGACUGUCUUKGUCUGUCGUCGAGAAGAUGCUCAGCGGAACGAAGCUUUUGCUGGGGCAGUGGGAUGAAGAAGGGGAGUGGUCGCCAGUGAGAAGCACUCCAUCAGUCCAGGAGGAGCAGAGCGAAGAUUCUUUCGCCGCGCUUGAAGAUACAAGCGAUACAGCUUCCCAAUCGUUCCAGACGAUCACUGAGGAGCUAGAUGAAGCGGACCAAUACGAUACCGGCAGCUUGACAAGCAGUCAGACUCAAGGCAGAGUCUUUCUCUCCGAGGAUGAAGACGAAGGCGAGAGCGAGCUGGAAGCCUUCUUGCACGCCACCGCGAGUGAGAUCGGCGAGCUUCGCAAGCAGGUGCUGGCGUCGCACAGUGGCUCCAAGACGAAAGUACUUUCGACGGCGACUGACAUGAUCCAUGGCUUUCCCAUGCGCCCUACCCGCCCAAGAGGACGUGGCGAGGUGGAGGCAGUCGAGGAGACAAGUUUCGCCAACGCUGCAGCGUUCGACACUUCCACCGAGCCUGCGGCUUAUCAGAUCACCUGUUCUCCACACGCAGGCCGAAUCCAAACCUUUCACGAAGGCGAGGCGAGUCUCGCGAACGGUGUGGCAACCACCUCAGCCAACGCUCAGAAGGUGGUCCAACUGACCUUUGAUGGACACCCCCGCGACUUUGCCCAGACAGUUGACCCGGAUACUGGCUUGACGUAUCUCACCCAAAUCAAAUCGACCGAUCCGACAUCCAGGAACCUCUCCCAGCGAUCCAUCUCACCGACUCCUUCUUCUUCUCAGAUCAACUGCUUUGCCCCGUCGCCUAUCGUCGAUGACACACAAUACUCAGAAGACGAAGCGUCCUCAGAAAACGAGCAGCUUCCAUCCAAGACGAAGUUGUUCGGAGGAGUUCGCACGGCUUCGCGAAAGCAUCAGACUCUCGAUGAAGUUCCGGAGACGCCGGAGAAGAGCUCCGUAACUCAUACUGGCUCCUGCUCAACAUCGCCCAUGAUGUUACCGCACAUCGCCUUCGGACGCAAGACGAGCAAGGUCGCGCGGAGAAACGCCGAGGAUGUUCCAGAGGGUGCUGCGAUCGCAACUAGCGAUGCCCAGAAGCGUCGUGCUUCUUUUCUGGCGGCAUUGAAGGCGAGAGACAUGGAGAUUGGGGAACAGAGUCGGAAUCUGAUUUCAAGAGGCACGGCUUUUGGCUAUGAUUGA
Molecule: messenger RNA, 2337 nt
Organism: Ramularia collo-cygni
Lineage: Eukaryota; Fungi; Ascomycota; Dothideomycetes; Mycosphaerellales; Mycosphaerellaceae
Exons: 2
Coding region: 1-2337 (778 amino acids)
Source: RefSeq, a predicted model, not a curated record